Nothoprocta perdicaria is the source of this 912-nucleotide messenger RNA. RefSeq names its product density regulated re-initiation and release factor (gene DENR). The coding region runs from base 63 to 659 and encodes 198 amino acids. The transcript has 7 exons. The record is from RefSeq and is a predicted model, not a curated record. NCBI's taxonomy places the organism in Eukaryota, Metazoa, Chordata, Aves, Tinamiformes, Tinamidae. Gene Ontology annotation, biological process: formation of translation preinitiation complex; translation reinitiation. Gene Ontology annotation, molecular function: mRNA binding; translation initiation factor activity.
UACACUUUUUUUUUUUUCCUUAUGUAAACCCUGAUCAUUUCUGUGUCCUGCAGGCUUCYGAGAUGGCUACAGAUGUAGCUGAGCCCGUGGUCCUUGACUGCAAAGGAGAUGUGAGGAGCGGUGCCAAGUCAGAUGCUGACUAUCCUCUUCGGGUCCUCUACUGUGGAGUCUGUUCCUUGCCUACAGAGUACUGUGAAUAUAUGCCUGAUGUGACUAAAUGCAGACAAUGGCUAGAAAAGAAUUUUCCAGAUGAGUUUGCAAAACUUACAGUAGAAAAUUCACCUAAACAGGAAGCUGGGGUUGGAGAAGGCCAAGGAACUGCAGGAGAAGAAGAGGAGAAGAAGAAGCAAAAGAGAGGUGGAAGAGGUCAGAUAAAACAGAAAAAGAAGACUGUACCACAGAAAGUUACAAUAGCAAAAAUUCCUAGAGCAAAGAAAAAAUAUGUCACAAGAGUAUGCGGCCUGGCAACAUUUGAGAUUGACCUUAAGGAAGCACAAAGGUUCUUUGCUCAGAAAUUUUCCUGCGGUGCCUCAGUAACAGGAGAAGAUGAAAUAAUCAUUCAGGGGGAUUUUACAGAUGAUAUCAUCGAGGUAAUCCAGGAGAAGUGGCCUGAGGUUGAUGAUGAUAGCAUUGAAGAUCUUGGAGAAGUCAAGAAGUGAUAGUGAAAGACUAAGUUUAUUUAAUUAUAUGGUUAUAAAUGAUGUAGCCAAAGCAAGGCUUCUGAAUCCAUUUACUCUGCAGUGAAACUGUGGAGAACCCAUAUCCUUGGCAUUUUCACCAUUCUGUAUAGGCUGCUUGUUUAUUUUGUUUGUUUGUUUCUUUUUUUUUUUGUGAUAUUUGCCAAAGUUAAAUUGGGUUUUUAUCAUGCUUAUGCAUGAAGUAGAUUUAAAUAAAAUGACUGUUCCUCACUGA